Messenger RNA from Cladocopium goreaui, 2781 nucleotides. NCBI's taxonomy places the organism in Eukaryota, Dinophyceae, Suessiales, Symbiodiniaceae. The record is from the annotation of a GenBank genome assembly.
GAUGAAUGGCGGGAUAUCUGGCCGGCCGGGAAUGCUGUGCUUCUCCAGGGCCUGGUGUUGAUGGGUGAUGGAGUAAGUCCUCCAUCUGCGUCAGGUCGCUUCUCUCGUUUGGUGACUCCCCAUCUCAAAGACGAUGGAGCCCCAGGCCGCGGCACUGGCCCUCAAGGGGUCCAGAGAGCCAAGGUACAGGUGCGGGGCGACGUGCCACCGUGGGAAGCUGUGAAGAUCAUCGGCAGCCUGGGAAGGGAGACCAAAUGGCAAGAUGCGCUGGCUCUGUUUUGGCCGCUGCAUCGGAAGAUGUCCUACAACACCAGAGUUUGGAACGCCGUGAUCAGUGCUUGUGCCAGUGGUGGAAGCCGAUCAUGGGAGGCUGCUCUGGGUGUGCUGGAGCGAUUGGAAGCUGAUCCCUACUGUGAUGCAGAUGUCUUUAGCUACAACGCAGUACUUGCUGCGCUCAUGAGCACUUGGCAAUUGGAUUCGGCCGUCCGGCUGCUGCAUGAUCUGCCUUCACGUCAGAUACAUCCUGACACCUGCUCCUUCAACACGGUGAUGGGUACCUUGGCAAGGCAACCGAAAUAUUGCAACAUCGUGCUCUCCAUGCUGGAGGAAUGUGGCAAAGGCCCUGGGCAAGAUGCGCAAAGCUUCAACAUUGCCAUUGCUGCCUGCUCCCGGGCAAACCAGUGGGAGAAGGCCGGAGAACUGAGACCGCUGCCGUUCCUGCAAGCGGCUGUUUUUGACUUUGGCCUUACAGUGAUUCAUGAUGAUUCAUGCUAUACCUCAGCCAUCUCGAGUUGCAAAGCCGCCUCACAGGCUGCGGAGCUGUUGCGCACCAUGAAAAGGGCCCAUAGCAUGCCAAAGCUCCCCAAUGCUCACUGCCCAGCAGCCUCGCUCAAACUUGUUGCAAUGAAGAUCAACAGGGCCAAGAGUCAACAAUUGGAAAUUACUACCAUCGCUUUCAACGCGAUCAUCGAUUCGUGCGAGAAAGGUGCUCAAUGGGAUUUGGCAUUGCACUUGCUGCAAGAGAUGUCGGAUGAGAGGAUUGCGCGCAGCACAUCCUCCUACAACUCUGCGCUUCGUGCUUGCGGUGCUUGCCGGCGUUGGCAAAGAUCCGCUGGGCUGUUGGAUGCCAUGGCAGCUGACAGCUGCAAGCCUGACAUUGUCUCCUUCACUGGGGUGAUUUCAGCUUGUGUACGGGGUCAAGCCUGGCAGCAGGCUCUGGAAGUGAGGAACAGCAUCGAUUCUCUGGGCCUGGAGUUGGACGAGGCCACCUGGACGUGUCUUCUCACAGCCUGUGCGGUGGGGCAACAGUGGCGGACGGCGUGGGGAUUCUAUGCGGAGUGUUUCAACCUGACCGGAAGGGAGCCCAGCAUCAUCAUCUCAAAUGCCCUACUUGGCGCGCUGGAAAGAGCAGGACGAUGGAGCGAGGCUCUAUACCUUCUGCAAAGGUUGAAAGGAAGAGGUGCCAACGAAGUGUCCUACAGUGCCACCAUUGGCGCCUGCGGCCGCAGCAGCCGCUGGGAGUGGUCUGUAUGGCUGCUGGCCGAGCUCCGACAGCAGGGCCUUGGGGUGCAAGACCCCGAUGCUGGCAGACGCUGGGCAAGGAGCGCCACCAAGGCCCCAGCCGUCGAUGGCAGGAGGCCCUACUGGUGGUGGGCGCCAUGCGCUCCACAGGAAAGCAAGGAGACCAAGGACGGCACCGAGGGCACCGAGGGCGCCCUGGGCUUCCAGGAGGAUACCACCGCAGACCCGUCCAAGGCCACCGAGGCCGUUGAGAAACCCGCAGAACCGGCAGCGCAACCGGUGAAGCCCAUCUAUUUGGCAGGCAGGGCCUUCACCAACCGAACCGAGCUGCAAGACCAUGUCAAGAAGAUCCAGGACUCGAAAGUCAACGAGGAUGCCAGCAAAGGUGAUCUGACCGUUGAGGAGAACCUCUUCAUUUUUCAUCUUCUGUUGCAUCAUCCCAAGGCGGUGGAGAAGAUGACGAAGCCCAUCUCGCACUUCAGAUAUGGCACCUAUGAUAAGUUCAAGAACAAGUGCUUCAUCAGCGUCGCUGUAGAUGGGACUGAGGAGGGCGUGAGUGCUGCUAAAAGCAUGAGCGUCAUAUUCCCAAACACCAGUGGCAACGGGGCCGCAGCCACCAGCUCUGCCACGGCCGGGCUGGUGGCUGUGCCUCCUCCUGACGAGAAGAAGGAGAAGGGGCAGAAACGAAAUCGUGAAGAGCGACCUCCCCCAGAGCCACGAGUCUUCGAGCCGCAGGAAAUGGUGAGAGGAUGUGUGGUAGACAUCAAAGGCUUACCGCCCAACGUGAACUACGGCAGGCUAAAAGAGCUGUUGAACGGUUGUGGCAAGGUGAAAUUCCUGCAGCUGUUGAAGGUGCCCAAGGCAUCCAAGGAACCUCCCCAGAAGAAGGCCAAGGUCGAAGAGGAGGGAGCGGAAAAGGCUGAUGCCGCUGAUGCCGCUGAAGGAGAAAAGGACGAGGAUCCGGCAAAGGAAGAGGAAGCAGAGGAAGAGGAGGAGAGUCCUGUGACGGCCCGCUGUCGUUUUGCUGACCCAGAGGGCGCCUCUGGAGCUCUUACAGCGCUGUCGGGUGCAGAGGUACAGGGCGCAACAGUGGAAGUUGCCCUUCUGGAAGGGGAGGAAGAAGAGGCUUACUGGGAAGAAAGCAACAGGAAACGAAAGGAAGCCUUUGAGAAUCCGAAAGGCAAAGGGAAAGAUGGCAAAGGAAAGAAGGGCAAAGGCAAGGGAAAGGGCAAGAAAGGAAAGAACAAAAGCGACGAUUGA